Sclerotinia sclerotiorum 1980 UF-70 is the source of this 252-nucleotide messenger RNA. RefSeq lists its product with no specific name. Lineage: Eukaryota; Fungi; Ascomycota; Leotiomycetes; Helotiales; Sclerotiniaceae. The transcript is spliced from 3 exons. The record is from RefSeq and is a predicted model, not a curated record. The coding region runs from base 1 to 252 and encodes 83 amino acids.
AUGAAAGUCAAGGAUUCCAGAAGUGGCGAAUGCCCAUGUCUAAAGGGUCAUUCACGCGUCGGCCGUGUACCUUCGAAUAGAAUAUUUAGAAACGAUAUCCAUAACAAGAUAGAAAUUAUCGUACUGGCCCUCACCACAGCGGCUGGCGACACCAAGAAUUUGCAGAAUUCUAAAAAUGAGUCAGUAGCUAAUUGGGGAGUACAGUCUCUCCAUCUUGAAGCAAUUGGAGAUCGAGAGGUCAUCAAGCGCUGA